AUGGACGUCGUCGCGGCGGUUUCGGGGUAUAUCUCCAAGAUGGUCACCGCUGGGGAUCCAUCUGCGUCGGGAUCUGCAUCGUCAACCAGGAUGAAGAUCUUGCUUUUGGACAGUGAGACAGUGCCCAUUGUAUCGACUGCUAUCACCCAGUCUGCCCUACUGAACCAUGACGUGUACCUAAUUGACCGCUUGGACAACGCGGCUCGCGAACGGAUGCGCCAUUUGCGAUGCCUUUGUUUUGUGCGCCCGUCUCCAACCUCGAUCCAAUUCCUUAUUGAUGAAUUGCGCGAACCGAAGUACGGCGAAUACUACAUCUACCUCAGCAACAUCAUCCGCAAAUCGUCGCUCGAACGACUGGCCGAAGCAGACAGCCACGAGGUGGUCCGCGCCGUCCAGGAAUACUUCGCCGACUUCCUGGUCAUUAACCCGGACCUGUGUUGUUUCAAUCUCGGAUUCCCUCAACAACGACUCUGGAGCCACUCCCCGGACCAAUGGAAUGCGGAUGCACUUCAGCGGGCCACGGAAGGCGUAAUCGCCAUGCUUUUGGCUCUAAAGAAGAAUCCGCUGAUCCGGUACGAAAAGAAUAGCCUGCUGGCUAAGAAACUGGCGACAGAGGUCCGUUAUCAAUUGACUCAGGAGGAGCAGUUGUUCAACUUUCGCAAGACCGACACUCCGCCUAUUCUGCUGAUCCUAGAUCGCCGAGACGAUCCCAUUACGCCGUUGCUUACCCAAUGGACAUAUCAGGCGAUGGUGCAUGAAUUGAUUGGAAUCCACAACGGACGGGUGGACCUACGAGACAUACCGGAGAUCCGGUCGGAGCUGCGAGAAAUCGUUCUAUCGCAAGACCAGGACCCCUUCUUUAAGAAGAACAUGUACCAAAACUUCGGGGAUCUGGGCCAAAACAUCAAGGAAUAUGUCGAACAAUACCAGUUGAAGACUCAGAACACGAUGAAUAUCGAGUCGAUUGCGGAUAUGAAACGCUUUGUGGAAGAUUAUCCCGAGUUCCGCAAACUCUCGGGAAACGUGAGCAAGCACGUCACUCUGGUCGGAGAGCUUAGUCGACGAGUCGGCGAGGAUGACCUGCUGGAUGUGAGCGAGUUGGAACAGAGCUUGGCUUGCAAUGACAACCACGCCAAUGAUCUCAAGGUACGUUGGCCGGUCAACUCCCCCUCCCCCGCUAUCCGUCCUUCUCCCCAUCGGGGACUGGCUGACUUCUCCUUUUUGAAGAGCCUGCAACGAAUCGUCCAGCUCCCCACCGUGCCCGCAGAGAACAAGCUACGGUUGGUGGCCCUGUAUGCCAUUCGAUACGAGAAGCAGCCGACCAACGCUCUUCCGGUUCUACUAGACUUACUAGUCACGGCGGGCAAUGUCCCCUCCUACAAAGUGAAUAUCAUCCCCAAGUUGCUAGCCUACCAUCACUCCUUGCAAGCUCCACCGGUUGCGGGUGGCUUCUCGGACCUGUUCGAGUCGGCCUCGUUUUUUUCGGGGGCCCGCGACCGGUUCAAAGGGCUCAAGGGAGUGGAGAAUGUCUACACACAACACUCGCCCCGGUUGGAAGCGACGCUUCAGAAUCUCAUCAAGGGCCGACUGAAGGAGCUCCAGUAUCCUUUCUUGGAGGGCGGAGGCCAUAUCCGGGACAAGCCCCAGGAUAUCAUCCUCUUCAUGGUGGGCGGGGCGACGUACGAGGAGGCCAAGAUGGUGGCACAGGUCAACGCCAGUUCCCCCGGGGUGCGGGUGGUCCUGGGGGGCACGACCAUCCACAACAGCACAAGUUUCCUGGAGGAAGUCGAUGACGCUGUGAGCGGAUGGCCUGAACCAGGUCCCUCGACGGCCGCUGGACGGCUUCGACGAGAGGUUGAGCGGUAG
Aspergillus tanneri is the source of this 1866-nucleotide messenger RNA. RefSeq names its product Sec1 family protein (gene VPS45). NCBI's taxonomy places the organism in Eukaryota, Fungi, Ascomycota, Eurotiomycetes, Eurotiales, Aspergillaceae. The record is from RefSeq and is a predicted model, not a curated record. Gene Ontology annotation, biological process: intracellular protein transport; vesicle-mediated transport. Gene Ontology annotation, cellular component: Golgi membrane. Bases 1 to 1866 code for a protein of 621 amino acids. The transcript is spliced from 2 exons.